AUGGCUCCGCCUCCUCCAAUCGUUGUCUACGUCUUGGGCGGUUGGGAUUUGGGUAUUUGCGGGGAUCUCCUCCUCCAGGGUGUCAUUUUCGCGCAAAUAUCGCACUACUUCAGUCUCUACCACUCGGAUGUGCCAGCGCUUCGCAUGUUUGUCCUUGGUCUCCUGCUCCUCACAACGCUCAAGUCGAUGCAAAUGAUUGCUGUUAUGUGGGUGCAAAAUGUCGUCUACUUCACCAAAAUCGCCCCAGCAGCGAGGAUGUUCCUUGCUCACUGGACUGAACAAAUCAGCCUGGGCUUGGGCGCAUGCGUGCAUUUUUACGUUCAACUGUUUCUCGUCCACCGUCUUUGGGUCCUUAGUAAAAACCUUUACAUCGUCGCUACGCUAUUGGUGGUCUUUAGCUUUGCGUGGGUUGCGUCUUUGGUGGCGAUGGUCUUCUCUUUCCAUAACGUCGAUUCGCCACUGCGAGGCAUAUGGAUUUCGAUCCACAUUGGCAUUGUGUUCGGUGGAGACGUUCUUCUUUGUUUCUCGACGGCGUACUUCCUUUUGAAACACUCCAAACAAGUCCUGCCCCAGACUGCAGGAAUGCUCAAUGCAAUCCUCAGACUCACCUUUCAGUCCGCCGCGCCGGGUGCCGUCUGUGCGAUGAUGAACCUCAUAACCUCGCGAACUUCAGUCAAUCCAAGCAAUCCAUUCAACGUCUCCCUGAUGCUUUCCAUCAUCACGACUGAUAUCCUCCCCAAAAUAUAUGCCGUCAGUGCCAUGUAUACCUUGAACUCUCGGCGCGCAAUACGCCUGGCCGGUUCGUCGGGCCAUGACACUAGUAGCAACGAAGGGCCAAGUGGGGGGAGGAGAACGGGUCCGAGUGGUGGACGGGGCGUCGAACUGGGGACAUUUGGGGGGGUCCAACGAAUCCAAGUUCGCACACAGGUGCAAACUACCCACCAUACAGAUGAGGAUGGUGUCAUGUUUGGACAAGACGAUACCGAUAGGAAGGCCCGGGGAAUGGAAGAGGCUAGUCUCGAAACAGAUAAGAGAGGUUUACGUUGA
This is a messenger RNA of Mycena indigotica, 1047 nucleotides long. RefSeq lists its product as uncharacterized. The record is from RefSeq and is a predicted model, not a curated record. NCBI's taxonomy places the organism in Eukaryota, Fungi, Basidiomycota, Agaricomycetes, Agaricales, Mycenaceae. The transcript is spliced from 8 exons. Bases 1 to 1047 code for a protein of 348 amino acids.